AUGAAGUAGCUCUGCUACCUUUGUAUAUGACCGACAGUGAUUUAGAAAAUAUAAUGGAGUCUUUGGGAAUGACUGAAGAAGGCAUUGGAGACAUCACUCUAGCACCCCAGCCUGACAAAGUACCUGUGCCACCUUUGGAUAUGAGCAACAAUCUUUUUCCUACCAAAGAAAACUUGGAAGAAAUAUUAAAUUUGAAUGAAGCUGAAGAAAGUUACUCUGAACCUGGUGGCAAUGAGUACAUACCAUGGAAGCUCUCAGCGGAUGAAAGCAGUUCGGAAGAAUGGGACUUUGAUACCACAAAAGUAGCAACAAAGACAAAAAGGAAGAAAUCGAACAACUGUGGCUUUCUUGAAAAGGAAAUCAUCAUGGAGGCACAUGUCUAAGUGCCAACUUUCACAAAAAUGCAUCACACAAAAGCCUGGUAAAAGCCGAAUCCAGUCCCUAAGUGCCUUUGCGCAGCCUGUCCCUGAAGGUGUAAGCAGAAAGAUUUGGGAGUUGAUAGCCAAUAUGCACCAGGAUGAAGUCGCCAAAGUCAUCAAAGCAGAGAAAAGCAUAAUUAGACUUGGUGAACAUUUGUAUUGUAAACUUGGCCAUGACAAGACUAAGCAUAAGUACAUCAGACAAAAAAUGCGUGAAAUGGGAAGACUACUUCAGCACUCACGCAAAGAUGGAAAAUUGAAUCGAAUCGAGGACUUCUAUAAACCUUCCAACUUCAACUUAGUAAUGAAAGCGGUAAGGGAAACGACUGGUUUUGAUGAAGACACAAACACCUACAAAAUUCCAUCCCUUGCUCGUAAAUUAAGGCAUCGUCUGCUGAAAAUAGCAGAUAUUCUUCAAUGUGAAGCACAGAUGGAAGAGUCUGACAAUGAAGAAUUUAUUGAGAACGUGAAGAAGACCCGUGUUCUGUAUGAAAGGUGGGAUGCCUGUGUGUCCUCGUGUGAGCUACAAACUCUUUUAGAGUUGAAAUGGAACACACCAGAGAUCCUCCCAUUUACUGAUGAUGUACAAAAGAUAGACAUGCACCUAGACAAUUACAGUGAGCAAUAUCAGAAUAAUCUCCAAGAAAACCCGAAUACGAAAAUCUGGUCCAAGUUGGCCAGUAAUUGCAGAGAGGAAGUUGAUGAGUUAACAGUGGAAAAUGAUGAUGCAUCAGGCUCGGAGAGAGAAGCAGAGAAUGAUUUGUCUUUUUGCACCCCUGUGCUUGGAUUUUUAACAACCCAAAGCAAACGGUCAACAAAUGAUAAGUCCAGUGAUGGAUUUUCACCCACAGGAGACCUUGACCGAUUCUGGAUUUGGCAUUUAAUGGAACACUCAUACACAAGGAAAGUUUGAAUCCUCCAUUAAAAGAAGGAAAGUGGAGACUCAAGAGUCAUGGAAAAGAGAAACCACAAAGAAAAGGAUGUGGGACUGUCACUGACAUUCGUGCAGUGGAAAAAAUGUUAAAGGACGUCAUACAAACGGGGACAGGACCUGGUAAGACUGCCUGUGAAGCCUGCAUUUCUGCGUCACCAGAGGCCCUGAAGACUCGGGAGUUUGACCACAGUUAAGUUAUAUGUUAAAAUCCAAUAACUGGCAGUCAGCGGGAGAGUAAGAGGAGAAUAAGUAAGUAGUUAAGUAAGGAGUUAAAAUUCAUUAGUGUUUGUUCUAAUUAAUGCGACUGUGCAUUAUUAUUAUUAUUAUUUUUG
Corythoichthys intestinalis (scribbled pipefish) is the source of this 1685-nucleotide messenger RNA. RefSeq lists its product as uncharacterized. The transcript is spliced from 9 exons. Lineage: Eukaryota; Metazoa; Chordata; Actinopteri; Syngnathiformes; Syngnathidae. The record is from RefSeq and is a predicted model, not a curated record. The coding region runs from base 376 to 1332 and encodes 318 amino acids.